AUGGCGACGUCACGCGAACUCGCUUCCGGUAGCGCAACCGCCGCGCUUCCAUCGUCCCACGCUCCGCCCACACGCUCUCACGAUGCACGUCCAUCCGAAUCUACUGACGACUCUGCGUCCGGUUAUCAUGUGUCGGUGAAAGACGUGAAGCCGUCGACGUCUGAGCGUGAUCCUGCCCAGACUCCGACCAUGAAGCACGACGCUCUCCAUUUAAGCCGUGACGACCCUGAAAGGGCUCGACUCGAGCGUCAAUUGUGCGAUGAAAUGCAAAAGAGACGACCGGAUCCUUUCGUCAUCCGGGUAGCCUGUCGCUCGCUCGGUGGGGUGCCGAUGGAGCUGCGCGCUCAAGUGUGGAAGGAGCUGCUAGGCGUGGCCCGCAGCGAGCGCUUGUAUCUGGACUAUAGUAUUUUACAGGUGCAAGAAAACUUGGACAAUCAGCGCGUUAUCGCAGCGGAUGCUGCACGCACUCGGAGUAACGAACUUCGUUUCAAAGAGCCAGAGACGGCCGAGCUGGUCGUUAAGCUGCUUACGUACUACUGCAAGUGUCGCAGUAUUCAGUACAAACAGGGCAUGAACGAGGUACUUGCGCCCUUCCUUCUUCUCACCGAGCAACGGGAAAAUUGCACCGAGCGUGUGCCAUUGGCUGAGGGCGUAGUAUUCCAGUGCUUUUACGCGCUUAUUGACCGAUACUUGCCUCAGGUUUUUGUGGACAAAGAGUUUCGGUCGCUGCAGGGCUCAUUACAGCUCUACAGACUGUUGAUGCUGUAUCAUGACCCCGAGUUAUGCCAUUACCUCGACCAGCAUGACAUGACACCGGAACUUUACGUGACCCCGUGGUUCAUGACGUUUUUUGCUCGGUCGUUACCACCCGAUCUUGUGUUUUGUCUGUGGGAUCUUUUCUUGCUUGAAGCAGGCCCGUACAUGCUGCACUUUGUCGCGUACGCACUGGUAGCAGCAAAUCGUGAGAAGAUUUUUGAAGCAGAGUUUGCCAUGCUCCCACAGGUGCUAAGCUCGCUGACGUUCUCUUCGCACCACGAGUUGGAACGAAUUUAUGCCAGUGCGCGGGCAAUAUUGAAAGCAACCCCGCACUCGUUUAACCGUGACUUGUACUCGAUCUGCUAUGGUGGCUUUACGAAUGCCAUGGUGCCGUUUCUGGAUCAGAUCUAUGCCUGUUCUAGUUUACGGGUAUACCCGGAGGAACUCGUUCGUAAUUUGCGUCAUAGUAUGAAAACAAAAGGCAGAAAAAAGCACACGGCAGCGGCGAAAUCAGCUGCUUUAGCUGCGCAAGAAGUUUUCAAAGGUGCUCAAGGUUUGCUUGAUCCGUUGCUAUCUCCACUGAGCGGCCGGGCGCCGUUGCUCUACGUUUCCGAAAGCGAUGAUGAAAAUGGGUCAACAGCGCUGAGGUUUGUUGUGCUGGACUGUCGUCCAGCAGAGGAGUAUCACAAAUCCCAUUUAAUUUUCUCCCAUCACGUGGACCCAAGUAUUAUGGGACAACCAGAUGCGCUUGAUGGGUUGGUGAAGGGUUUUGCCCGCAUGAAAGGCUCCCAUUUUUGCUUUGUCGGCCCCUCUAUCGAUUCGCCGUCCUUCUUGACACGAUCCUCGUCUAAAAAUGCAGCUCUGAAUACAGCUGUGCGUCUGGCGAGAGUUAUUUCAAAUGACAACGUGCAAUCCCUGACGGUGCAAGAUCCCCUUCAGAGGCGGGUCGAAGUUGGUGAACGAGAGAAGGUUGCUGGAAAUACAACGGUACCGUCGACCGAGCCUGUAACGCUAUCGUGCAAGCAGAGUCCUGUGUCCAACUCUGUCACGUCAGCCAGCGACAUUGCCAACAAUGAGCUAUCUAAGGUACAUGCAGAGCAUCUGUCGGUAACACGACUUGUGCAGGUGUUUUUGCAAAAUGGUUUCAAGUACGUAAGCGGGCUCGCCGGUGGUUUUGAUGAGUUAGAAAGGAGCAUUCGAAGCAUGGAUACGCACGCACAGGAGCAGUUCCUGGUGUCGUCUAUGCUUCCUGCACUGACAGUCGAGAAAACAGUGGUUCCUGAUUCGACUGGGACUUCUCCAGCAGGUUUGAGCUUGUUCGCUAAAUUGGGGCUAAUUCGAUCGCUUACAGCAUCCGAUGAUGAAUCGAGUGCUACUAAACCAGGCGGAAUCAGCAGUCGGGCCAGCGUCGACUCAGGACUGAUCGCCAGUGUACCAGGCGGAAACAGCAGUCGGGCCAGCGUCGACUCAGGACAGAUCGCCAGAAUGAACAAGUCUUUUGUAUCAUCUUCAGAAAGCGGUCACAACAGCGUAGCGACGAGAAAGAAGAAGAAAAGGGCAACAACUGCGUCAAGCUCUGCUGUACCGACAUUGUCGCAACGUAUCAUGCUAUUAAAAGCAGCAGCUAAGGAUGCAGUAUCAUCGACUCCACGCUCGAUUACUCGGACCAGUACUUCUACAGUAGUCAAGUCAAAACGCAUCGGAUUGUAUGAUCGGGUGGGGGCGCGUUCUAAAGCAGCUGAAAUUGCUGGUAUGACUUCCGAUGUCGAGAUUCAGCCUGGUCCUAUCGGGAUUUCAUUCCGAAAAUCUUGUACGUCGAAGGUAUAUCAUGCUGCCGUCGAUAGCUUAGUACCAGGCAGUCAGGCAUCUGCAACUGGUCUAGUCAAUGCCGGAGAUUGGCUAGUUGCUAUCAACGGAGAUAGCACGAAGGGGAAAACAUUUUUGAGCGUUAUCAAGCUCAUUAUUGAAGCAUCACGACCCGUGAUGUUGCGCUUUUUUACCCCGGUUUGUGUGGAUAAGAAUACGGUCGGACCCGAUCCACGUACAACUUUGCCGUUGGCACCGACACUGGUUAGUGCGACAAGGCACACACUCUAUAUCACGUGGGACAAGAUGCGGGCCCCAGUGGCAUCGGCUGCGGUACCGCUGUAUCAACUCCAAUUUGCAAAGCCAUCCGGCGAUGGUACUAGUCCUUGGCUUCCAGUCGUAAUCGAGGUGGGGGACGCACCUGCCCAUGUGGAUGCGAAUGGUGUCACCGACCAGACGAGCGGUACAAUGGCUGGUCUUGACCCUGGUGAUUCGCUAGUUUUUCGCGUGCGCUGUGGAUCGAAUCAUCGGUGGGGGCCGUUCAGUCCAUCGAGUGAUUCUAUGAGAACGAUGGAUGUUGAGACAGCAAGCAAGCCCGAUUCCGCAUCUGUUUCUGUUACGCCAAUACUCGCGGAUCGUGAUAAUCAAGCUUCCGCGAUUUUUCAUCCCGGUGUCUGUCCUGAAGUUGCUGAGCAAGGUCGAUCAUUCUGUCGCAACCCUCUGACGUCGCAAGCAAGCCGCCAUUCGGAUUGCAGAGCUAAAAACGUGGACAUCGUACUGGAGAGGGGCCAGGUCAUUCGGGAUGCUGAAAGGCUUACGAGCUCUGGCACGAAUCAAAUUUUUGUCCGCCUUUCCACUGACGGUAGCAGUAACAAUGGAGAGCAAGACAAACGAAUCGACGAUGGUAACGGCCCGAUGUCGUCAUUCCGUUCUGGUCAUAGGAAUGCGAAUGGUGACGGUGACGGUGUGUGGUCUUUUACAAACACGCCUAAGGGCGGGGUGGUUCUUCAACGGCUUCCUGGGUCUAGUACUAAAAGAGCUGGACCGUCGCUGCGAGAACCAAUCAAUUCUGUCGCUCACUCAUUCGUCAGGUCGCACGUACAUUUCCAAUCCAGCAACGGACGUGUCGACGAUCGUUCCAUCACAACCAGCGCGGCAACCAGCUCGGAGAUGUCUUCUACAGUCAGUAGCAGCAGCAUCGUCAAUGCUGCUUCAUCUUCCUAUUCUCCUGCUGCGCCUCUUAAAUUGCACGUGCAUCCCGUGUCAAGCUCAGAAGUCACAGUUACGUGGGAGAUGACAAAUGACGUAGAGGUGACCAAGUAUCAGAUCCAGUACGUGAAGGAUCGGUUGGCUGCCAAGUGGUGUACAGUUAACGCUGACAUUAGUGCCGAAACAGUCGAACACUCAGUCACAAACUUGCAGCCAAAUACGCUGUACGUCUUUCGUAUUCGCAGCGGCACAGAAGACAACAGGUGGGGUCCAUACAGCGAGUUUAGCAAAAGCUGCCGCACACUUCUUGGUAUCACAAGUUUUGUGAGCAGCGGGUUUAAUAUUGAAAGUGAAAGGACAUCGGGUACUCGACAACCUGCAGACAGUGGUGAGAUUAAACGGCGCUCGGUAGAACGAGCACCGCGACGGGCAACAGCGCGGGCUGGAGGCACUAUUCUAGACAAAGCGGUAGCCGCAGCUCUCCGGCUGAAAUCGAGUCCGCACUUUUCGAGCAAUCCUGAGGUCGAGGUUCAAAUAGAUGAGGUACCGUUGAACAACAUGGAUGGUGGUGACGCUGACGAACUGCAAAAUUACGAAGACAACAAAAUGUGCGAAAUGACACUACCUGAAUCGCGAUCCGUGAACUUGGCGAACUGGAAGUCUUCGUUGAAUGCUGUUCACAAAGACUUUCGCUUUUAUCAUGUUACUAAAUUUGAAGAGCAGGGGGGGCAGUCUCUUCGACAGCUGAUUCGAUUGGGUCACCGGGAGUUGGUUGUCACUCCAUCAUUGCUUGUCGUUCUGGAUGUGAUGGCGGCAACGCAAGAAGGAUUUGCGCUUGUUGAAGAGUGGCGGCCACUAACGUCGCUCGCGAAGAUUGGCGAACGGGACGGUCUGGAUAAUUCGCUUGUCUUUUACUUCGAGAAUGAUUAUGAGGUUGACUUGCCAGAGAAGAUUUUUGACUCAAGCAACCUGUUGAUUGUCGUUGUCGAAGGGGCCAAAGCUUGCGCAGAAGUUGUACAAGCAUAUCAUGCGAAGAGGUUGAUCGGAAUGUAA
Messenger RNA from Peronospora matthiolae, 4824 nucleotides. NCBI's taxonomy places the organism in Eukaryota, Oomycota, Peronosporomycetes, Peronosporales, Peronosporaceae. The record is from the annotation of a GenBank genome assembly.